AUGUCCAGUACUCACUGGGGCCUCAAGAACUCGAAGAUCCCAGACGCUGGCGAAGGGUACGGCAAGAAGACGAACAAGGACCCUGACUUGAUUGGCUAUGAUGAAGAUGUGGCGCAGAACUUCAAGUCCGGUCAGCUCUUCGGUGUCGCCGAAUAUAUCAAUGCACGUGGGGAGGACGUAUAUCACAGCACGAAGCGCGAGCCACUGGCCAAGGCCUUCCAGCGAGGCCACGUCUUCCCGGAUGAAGUCCAUGAUCCG
Symbiodinium necroappetens is the source of this 258-nucleotide messenger RNA. The record is from the annotation of a GenBank genome assembly. Lineage: Eukaryota; Dinophyceae; Suessiales; Symbiodiniaceae.